Peromyscus eremicus (cactus mouse) is the source of this 2000-nucleotide messenger RNA. RefSeq names its product tetratricopeptide repeat domain 4 (gene Ttc4). The coding region runs from base 98 to 1258 and encodes 386 amino acids. The record is from RefSeq and is a predicted model, not a curated record. The transcript has 10 exons. Lineage: Eukaryota; Metazoa; Chordata; Mammalia; Rodentia; Cricetidae. Gene Ontology annotation, molecular function: Hsp90 protein binding.
GCAGCCCGGACAGCAGAGGGAAGGGCACACGCGCCGCCGGAAGGAGCCGUACGCUUCUUGGCCCUUCAGGUCCAAGCACUUGGGGUCGCGAGGGGCAAUGGAGAGUUCUGAGGCUGACCCUGCGGAUGACACUUCCAUGGACGCUUUCCUGGAUAAGUUCCAGAGCCAACCUUACCGCGGCGGCUUCCGCGAGGACCAGUGGGAGGAGGAAUUUGACAAGAUCCCCCUAUUUAUGAAGAAAGCACCAUCAGAAAUAGAUCCCAAGGAGUUCCCUGACUUGGCUUGCCUUCAGUCAAUUAUUUUUGAUGAUGAGCGAUCUCCAGAAGAGCAAGCCAAGGCCUAUAAAGAUGAAGGCAAUGAUUAUUUUAAAGAAAAAGACUAUAAGAAAGCUGUGGUUUCAUACAGUGAAGGAUUAAAGAAGAAGUGUGCAGACCCUGAUUUGAAUGCUAUCCUUUAUACCAAUCGGGCCGCGGCACAGUACCAUCUCGGCAAUUUCCGCUCUGCUCUCAACGAUGUGCUGGCUGCCAGGAAGCUGAAGCCCGGCCACCUGAAAGCCAUAAUAAGAGGUGCCAUUUGCCAUCUUGAACUGAAACACUUUGCCGAGGCUGUGAACUGGUGUGAUGAGGGGCUACAGAUUGAUGCCAAAGAGAAGAAACUUCUAGAAGUGAGGGCAAAAGCAGACAAGCUGAAGAGGAUGGAAGAGAGGGAUCUGAGGAGGGCAAAGUUGAAAGAAAAGAAGGAACAGAGACAGAACGAGGCUCUACUCCAGGCUGUCAAGGCUAGGAACAUCAGGCUUGUCUCUGAAGCAGUGGUUAAGGAUGAAGAUUCAGCCUCCAAUGGUCCAGCUGAGAUCCUCCUGGAUGGGCUCAGCUCUGAGAACCCUGGUGGAGCCAGGCUAAGUCUAAAUAAUCAAGGCAGGCUGAGCUGGCCUGUGCUGUUCCUGUACCCAGAGUAUACGCAGUCUGACUUUGUCGCUGCCUUUCAUGAGGAUUCCAGGUUUAUUGACCAUCUCAAGGUGAUGUUUAGUGAAGCGCCCUCCUGGGACUCAGAGCAGAAAUACCACCUGGAUAAUUUGGAGAUCUACUUCGAGGAUGAGGAUAGGGCAGAACUAUACCAGGUGUCCCCCUGGAGCACUCUGCUGCAGGUGCUGCAGCACCCCAGGUACGCGGUGAAGGCCCUUACACCAACAUUCGUGGUCUGUGUAGGAUCUUCUCCUUUCUCUAAGAAUUAUCUUCAGGGGAAAAGGGUACACAGGUAAAGUGGGAGCCAGACCCUGGGGUUUCCUCCCUCAGCUUCCUCUGCCUGGAGUCUACACACUUGGAUCAGCCAGACAGACCUGGAGUUCAGCAUUUCUCUGUCCCCAGGGACAGUGGUUGCUAGCCUCAUGCUGGGGACAAGCUGCUGGCCUCCCUGAACCUCAGCCUGUCUGACUGAGUGCCGAGUUCCAGCUGGGCCUCACCCUCCUCAGAUUCACAGCUCUGUCUUGGUCAGAACAGCCUUGGAGUCCAUCGCUGAAGGAGCAUCUGCUGCAGUUGUCCCACGAGCUGGCCUUGGUGACUCCCUGGCCUGUAGAUUGUGUCAGGGCGCAGCAACAGUCUUAACCUUUGUGGCAUCGGGCAUGUACAGAAUGUCCUCCAAGGCAGUAACCAACCCUGCAUAGUAUUCUAAGGCUGUAGGGCUGAGACUGAGUCUGACUUUCCACCAGAAUCGGGGAGAGCUAUAAGGGAUGCUGUGGAUGCCAUGAGGUGAAUGGAGCCAUGAAGCCACAUCCUGUUUCUGCGUUAAUGACUGUACAGACUGGGGUCCUCGGGACCAGUUCCCCUGCCCUCCCAGUGUGAGAACUGCAACAGACCAGACAGUAGUUCCCGAAUGCUUCCCCAUUCCCUCAGCUCCAGUCAUGCUCCUGCCUCAGCAGAAGAAUGCUGGGUUAGGGUGUGCACCACAGUACCUGGCUAGUAUGCCUUUUGAUGUGGAAAGUCUUGAUCUGUCGUAGAUAGUUU